Quercus lobata is the source of this 1452-nucleotide messenger RNA. RefSeq names its product beta-amyrin 28-monooxygenase-like. Gene Ontology annotation, biological process: sterol metabolic process. Gene Ontology annotation, molecular function: monooxygenase activity; oxidoreductase activity, acting on paired donors, with incorporation or reduction of molecular oxygen; iron ion binding. The record is from RefSeq and is a predicted model, not a curated record. The transcript has 3 exons. Bases 1 to 1452 code for a protein of 483 amino acids. Lineage: Eukaryota; Viridiplantae; Streptophyta; Magnoliopsida; Fagales; Fagaceae.
AUGGAGCUCUUCUUCUUCGUUCUAAUUUCCCUAUUCUUGAUUGCUUCCAUUUCUCUUGGCAUUAGGUCCUUCGCUUAUAAAACCAAAGAAAAAGUCACUGGCACCGGGCCAACACUCCCUCCAGGAAGUUUUGGUUGGCCAAUAAUGGGUGAAACCCUUCAAUUUUUGGCUGCAAACCGUGAGGGAGCUAUAGAUCAUAAAUUUAUCUCUAAGAGAACAACCAAAUAUUCUUCCAAAAUAUUCAAAACUUCUAUUUUUGGUGAGAAUUUCAUUGUUUUUUCUGGUGCUUCUGCAAAUAGAUUCAUUUUUUCAAACGAUAGCAAGUUCUUCAUACGUUGGUGGCCUCCCUCAUUUCAAAAGCUUUUCCCCUCCAUGGAAUUUGUACCCAUUGAACAUGAUGCUGCCAAGGGCAGGAAGCUUAUGUCCUUGUUCUUCAAAUUCAAUGAGGCUCAAAAAUUAGUGGCAUCAAUUGACUCAAUUUCAAGAAACCAAUUAAAGAAUAAUUGGGAAGGCAAAAAUGAAGUCAAGGUGUAUCCUCUAGUAAAAAUGUACACAUUCACAUUAGCUUGUCAUUUAUUUUUGAGCAUCAAUGACACAGAAAAAGUUUUGAAGCUUUUGUACCACUUCAAUAAUCUAACCGAUGGCAUACUAUCGGUACCUCUAAGCAUCCCCGGUACACCAUUUCAUCGUGCAACCAGAGCGAUGGAAUCUCUUAGGAAAGAGAUUUAUUUGAUUAUUAAGGAGAGGAGGGAAGCCUUAGCAAAGAACUUAGCAUCUCCAACACAGGACGUGCUAUCACAGAUGAUUGCUGUGCCAUUUGAUGAUGGAUUCAUGACGGAAUUGGAGAUUGUAGACAAGAUUUUGGCAAUUCUAUUCGGGGGUGAAGAGACUACCACUGCCACAAUCACUUUUGCUAUGAAAUAUCUAUCAGAGAUGCCUCACCUCUACAAUGAAGUUCUAAAAGAGCAAAGGGAAAUUACGAGGUCAAUGAAGCCAAGAGAAGUACUACGUUUUGAUGACAUACAGAAAAUGAGAUACACUUGGAACUUUGUGAAUGAAGUUAUGAGGCAUAUACCAAUUGUUCAAGGUGCUUUCAGAGAAGUCAAGGUGGAUAUCACUUUCGUAGGUUAUGUCAUUCCCAAAGGGUGGAAGCUAUAUUGGGGUGUGGGUUCUACCCAUCAUAACUCUGAAUACUUCUCAGAGCCAGAAAGGUUUAAUCCCAUAAGAUUCGAAGGAAAUGGACCUUCUCCUUACACACAUGUUCCUUUUGGGGUAGGACCACUAAUGUGCCCCGGACAUGAGUAUGCUAGAUUGACUAUUCUUGUCUUCCUCCAUUACGUGGUGAAAAUGUUUCAAUGGGAACCAAUUCUCCCCAAUGAGAAAAUGAAAUUCAAAGCAGCGCCUAUGCCAGCAGAAGGGUUCCCAGUUUGUCUUUCUCCUCACCAGAUUUAA